CAAGUAGAGCGUCAGUUCUCCGUCAAACACGGACGAGUGUGGGUCGAUCAGUUUAGUUGAGAAUGUCGAAGAUUUUGUUCGCAAUUGUUUGUUUUUCGUUGUGCGGCGCUUCGGUUUUAGCAAGCAGCAGCCGUUGGUGGCCAGCAAAGUUGCAAGUUGAUCGUGUCACCUACUCCCCAGAGCUGCUGCAGGAUCUACGCGACUUCAUCGACCUGAUACCGAGCAUUGUUAUCGAUGAGGUCAUCGCAGAACAUAUGCUAACGGAUUCGGGAUUCCGCAAAGCGAUCAAGUUUCUGCGCAGUUCCGAUUUUAAGCACUUGCAGCAACUCGCCGAAUCGUUGCCCGAGAUAAUUGAGGUUAUAAAUUUCGUGCAUUUGAAUGAUAAGGCUAUCAGAUCGAGAAUUGUAAUCGACGAACGUCUCAGACGACAGCUCAGAGCAUAUGCAUACAAAACCUAUGGCUAUAAAUCAGUUAUGGAAAAUGGCAUUGCCGAAGAGCUGGAGGAGGCGGAUGACAGGGACUUGAAGAACUUGGUCGUGGUUCUUGUGCCACUGGAUCUACCUCAAGCGCAGAAGUUAGCUACCAGUGUCAACAGCUUUGUGAGCUUCGCUCAGGAGCUGUUGACGCACCUGCCGCGCGACCGUUUUGUGGCGUUAAUUAAAGAGAAACGUAAAAGUAGCAAAGUUUUUCCCAAAUUCUAUGAAGCCAUACGAAGCGACGCAUUCAAAUCGCUUCUGGACAAAACAAUGAAAUCACAGAAUGUUCAGAAAAUUAUUAAAACGUUGGCAAGCCAUGAGAUCGAUGCUGAGAGUCUGAAGGGCAUUGCAUUGGAUGUCAUCUCUUGGGGCCCGGCGAUCUGACUUUUAUCAAAUUAAUAAAUAAUUUAUGUUUAAGUAUAUAUGUUUAUAAUAUGACUGAAAGCGCUUGUUAAACUUCGCUGCGAUUAAAUAAUUAUUUAACUUUAUGCAUUCUAAAAAAUAAUUCAAC
Molecule: messenger RNA, 987 nt
Organism: Drosophila hydei
Lineage: Eukaryota; Metazoa; Arthropoda; Insecta; Diptera; Drosophilidae
Exons: 2
Coding region: 63-860 (265 amino acids)
Source: RefSeq, a predicted model, not a curated record